UCGCAGGAUGGCGCGACCGGCGGCGUCAACAUGGCUGCGCUCAUCCAGGUCGUCGCUCGCCAAGCUCAGUUAACUUUCGCCCGUAGCUUCCUUGCGGACGAAGCAUUCCGCGAUUGCCUUGUUCGACUGCAGAGGACAAUCGGUCAGGUCACGUGCAAGGACGUUAACUUGGACGAGAAACUUCUGCAUGCCCUGUCGAAGACUACCAACGGCGGCAGCGCAGCGCCCGUCACGUAUAUCUCCCUCUACGAGAGCCGGGCAUUUAGCAUGAGUAUUUUUAUCAUACGGCGCGGGGAGCGUAUACCGCUGCACGAUCACCCCGGGAUGUUUGGUGUUCUCAAAGUGCUGCACGGGUCCGGAACUAUAUGCAGCUACAGCGCACAGAGGCCGCACAGCGGUGACGAAGCAGUGCUCGAAGCGCAGCGCCAUCCGGAUCUGACCGUGGCCCCGGACAGUGCGCCCUGCUGCCUGACGCCGACCGAACGCAAUUUGCACGAGAUCCGGGCGCUGGAUGGGCCACUCGCCUUCCUCGACAUUCUCGCACCGCCAUACGACGGCGUCGAGCGUGACUGCCACUACUACAGCGUGGCUCCGCCGCCUGCAAGCGAGACGACUUCUGCCGUGCGCCUGCGUCGGGUCGCGCCGCCGCGCGAUUUCUGGUGCGACUCGGCGCCCUAUCGUGGACCUCCCAUCGGCCCCCAACUACAAGCUGCACAGUAAAUAGGGACUUAAAUGUCGGGUCGCGCCUCCCGGCGAUUGGAAUAGACCGCGCAUCGUUUUGGUGUGCGAUGGUGUGUCUGUUGGUUGCGUUGCUCACAUGGACGUGCACGCCUCGACUCCCUGUGCGAGCAGCGCUGGUGGAAUCGAAGCGAGGGCCUUUCGGCACGCCGCAGCAACGCCCGCCCCUCCGUAUUCACUUGGUCCUUCGCCCUGUGCUCGCGACUAGUACGGACGCUAUAGCCUCCUUUACGGAACAUCGCACACGAACUUUUUUUCGCUCCUUUUAUUUAGCGGUCAUUGCACUGCACGAGCUUUCUUACAUGUGAAUUCUGUCGCUGCGGCACCUGUGCGCUACUGCGGUGCAGACCUUUAUAACUAGUAGCAUUUCAGUUGUAAAGUAAUCGUAUAGUUUUACCGGUUGCUUUGACUUUCUUUCGCCAUGGGAAACCAUGGUAGGUCUCAAGCUCCGUUUGGCGAAAGUGUUCCGUGAUCUGUUAGUGUUUCAAGCCUCAUUGUAUAUUCAGUUCAAGUUGCCGGCAUUUAACCGUAAGCUAGUUCUGAUCACUUUAAUUUGUACGGUUAAGAACUUAACCACUCGUUCAUUGCCAACUUUGUUUGCAGGGUACUGCUCAAGUAUGUACAUUUCAACUUUUGCAAAUCGUGCUUAAGCAAAAUUGUUUAUUUUUUAGGGGGCAGAGCUGCUUGCCAGUUUCAGCACAUUAAUUCUUGGUGUCAUUAAUAUCAGAUUCAAUAGGAUAACUUCUCUAAUCUGAUUUUUCUUUCUAUCUUUAGAAAGCAAAAGUCGUUAGCUUCUUUUCUUGGUUCUGGAAGAGGCUAGGUACAGAAAAGUGUGCCUUCAUUCCAUGCUGCAGGUAAAAACACGAAGCAUCAUUUGCAUUUUAUUUUUUUUUGUCUGGCACGACAGCUAGUAAGCCACUUGAGAGCCGUUGCCUUGGUUUAAUAAAACAGUUUGAAAAC
This is a messenger RNA of Dermacentor silvarum, 1698 nucleotides long. RefSeq names its product 2-aminoethanethiol dioxygenase. The transcript has a single exon. The record is from RefSeq and is a predicted model, not a curated record. Gene Ontology annotation, molecular function: oxidoreductase activity, acting on single donors with incorporation of molecular oxygen, incorporation of two atoms of oxygen. NCBI's taxonomy places the organism in Eukaryota, Metazoa, Arthropoda, Arachnida, Ixodida, Ixodidae. The coding region runs from base 31 to 720 and encodes 229 amino acids. Gene Ontology annotation, cellular component: mitochondrion.